Molecule: messenger RNA, 1983 nt
Organism: Hipposideros armiger (great roundleaf bat)
Lineage: Eukaryota; Metazoa; Chordata; Mammalia; Chiroptera; Hipposideridae
Gene: EIF2S3
Product: eukaryotic translation initiation factor 2 subunit gamma
Exons: 12
Coding region: 41-1459 (472 amino acids)
Biological process (GO): formation of translation preinitiation complex
Cellular component (GO): eukaryotic translation initiation factor 2 complex; cytosol
Molecular function (GO): GTP binding; tRNA binding; GTPase activity
Source: RefSeq, a predicted model, not a curated record
CUGGCAACCGCUGGGGCGUCUUCCUUCCUCUCCAAGCAAGAUGGCGGGGGGUGAGGCUGGUGUGACUCUGGGGCAACCGCAUCUUUCUCGCCAGGAUCUCGCCACCUUGGAUGUUACCAAAUUGACGCCACUUUCACACGAAGUUAUCAGCAGACAAGCCACAAUUAAUAUAGGUACAAUUGGUCAUGUAGCUCAUGGGAAAUCCACAGUUGUAAAAGCUAUUUCUGGAGUUCACACUGUCAGGUUCAAAAAUGAACUAGAGAGAAAUAUUACAAUCAAGCUUGGAUAUGCUAAUGCUAAGAUUUAUAAACUUGAUGACCCAAGUUGUCCUCGGCCAGAAUGUUAUAGAUCCUGUGGAAGCAGUACACCCGAUGAGUUUCCUACAGACAUUCCAGGGACCAAAGGGAACUUCAAAUUAGUCAGACAUGUUUCCUUUGUUGACUGUCCUGGCCACGAUAUUUUGAUGGCCACUAUGCUGAACGGUGCGGCAGUGAUGGAUGCAGCUCUUCUGUUGAUAGCUGGUAAUGAGUCUUGUCCUCAGCCUCAGACUUCUGAACACCUGGCUGCUAUAGAAAUCAUGAAACUGAAGCAUAUUUUGAUUCUACAAAAUAAAAUUGACUUGGUAAAAGAAAGCCAGGCUAAAGAACAGUAUGAGCAGAUCCUUGCAUUCGUUCAAGGUACAGUAGCAGAAGGAGCUCCUAUUAUUCCAAUUUCUGCUCAGCUGAAAUACAAUAUUGAGGUUGUCUGUGAGUACAUAGUAAAGAAAAUUCCAGUACCCCCAAGAGACUUUACUUCAGAACCCCGACUUAUUGUUAUUAGGUCCUUUGAUGUGAACAAACCUGGUUGUGAAGUUGAUGACCUUAAGGGGGGUGUAGCUGGUGGUAGUAUUCUAAAAGGAGUGUUAAAGGUGGGCCAGGAGAUAGAAGUCAGACCUGGUAUUGUUUCCAAAGAUAGCGAAGGAAAACUGAUGUGUAAACCAAUCUUCUCCAAAAUCGUAUCACUGUUUGCUGAACAUAAUGAUCUUCAGUAUGCUGCUCCAGGAGGUCUUAUUGGAGUUGGAACAAAAAUUGACCCCACUUUGUGCCGGGCUGACAGAAUGGUGGGGCAGGUACUUGGUGCAGUUGGAGCUUUACCCGAAAUCUUCACAGAAUUGGAAAUCUCCUAUUUCCUGCUUAGACGGCUGCUGGGUGUACGCACUGAAGGAGACAAGAAAGCAGCAAAGGUGCAAAAGUUGUCUAAGAAUGAAGUGCUCAUGGUGAACAUAGGAUCCCUGUCGACAGGAGGAAGAGUUAGUGCAGUCAAGGCCGAUUUGGGCAAAAUUGUUUUGACCAAUCCUGUGUGCACAGAAGUGGGAGAAAAAAUUGCCCUUAGCCGAAGAGUUGAAAAACACUGGCGUUUAAUUGGUUGGGGUCAGAUAAGAAGAGGCGUGACAAUCAAGCCAACCGUAGAUGAUGACUGAAGAAUUCGUUAAAUAAUGCAUUUGGAUAAAGACAGAUUUUUCUCUUCACAACCUAGGGAUAUAUUUUCAAAGCAAUACAGGAGAAUGAAUUUCACAGCUCAUUACCUUAGUAGUAACAGUUAUUUGCAUUUUUGGUUGAUGAAAUUUAACCUCUAGUACUAAAGUAGAGUACAAUAAAUGUAAAAAUUGGCAUAAUGUUGGAUUGAGUCUACAUUUUACCAGAAAUUAAUCAUUCCCAAGUAAUUUCUAAUUUAUAUGUCAAUGCAGGUUUGAAAUGAAACUCUUCGCUACAACCAGACUUUGCUGUAGCACACAUACCACCAAACUUAUUUGAAGUAAACUUUUUCGUAUUUUCAUGCUUGAUCUUUCAGUAGCUCUAGGCUUGAAUGGAUUGUUAUACCAAUAAAAACUUGGAAACAAAUUUUUGAAGACCAACUUCCUUUUGCCUAUCUUAUGUUGCUUUAUCUUUGCAAUUUUGAGUGAAAAAUUAAGAGGUUCAAAUAAAAUUAUCCUUUAGAGCAUGA